AUGAUGAUGCUUCAGCUGUCCCGGCACUCUGCCACCGCCAUGUUGCGUCGAGGCGCGUUGGCGGCACGCUUUUCCAGCGAGAGCAUGGUGACCAAGACCACCUUCUCAGGUCCAGGACUGUCCGAAUUCAUUCGCAACUCCAAGGAAGAGACGACGGCACCUGUCGUUGUCGAAGAAAGCACCAUGAACAUGCCGUCUCGAAUCACAGAGUUGUCCGAGAUCGAGACCACGGUCCCGAAAUCCUUCCACAUCGAAACGUAUGGGUGUCAAAUGAACUCGUCGGACUCUGAGAUCGUCCGCGCCAUUUUGCUCAAGCAUGGGUACAUUGACCAACCGUCCAGUGACGACGCCGACGUCGUGCUUCUAAACACGUGCGCCAUCCGCGAGAAUGCCGAGUCCAAGAUCUGGCGCCGCCUCGAAGUGUUCAAGCAGAACAAGCUCAAGGCGCGCAAGCAGAAAAAAGGCACGCCGACUCAAACGGUGGGCGUGCUGGGCUGCAUGGCCGAGCGGCUCAAGUCCAAGCUGCUCGAGUCCGACAAGAUGGUCGACCUCGUUGUGGGCCCCGACGCGUACCGGGACCUGCCCAACCUCCUCGGCAUCCUCACUCAGGGCGCCCAAGACACGGCCGUCAACGUCCAACUAUCGCUGGACGAAACGUAUGCCGACAUUGCACCCGUCCGGUCCGACGAUUCGAACCCGGCGGCGUUUGUGUCGAUCAUGCGAGGAUGCAACAACAUGUGCUCGUACUGCAUCGUGCCAUUCACACGAGGCCGCGAGCGGUCCCGCGACGUCCAUUCGAUCGUGGACAACGUCAAGGUGUUGCGCGACCAAGGCGUGAAGGAAGUGAUGCUCCUGGGCCAAAACGUCAACUCGUAUCAUGACAAGCACACCCAAGGCGCACAAGACGAAGGUCGGGCGUACGUGUCGGCCAGUGGCUUCACCAACAUGUAUAAAGCUCGUGAUGCCCUGGGCUACCGUUUUGUGGACUUGCUGGACCGGGUGUCGGCCGUGGACCCAGAGAUUCGCAUCCGCUUCACGUCGCCCCAUCCAAAGGACUUUCCCGACGACGUCCUCCACCUUGUGAACGACCGGCCCAACAUUUGCAAAGCGAUCCACAUGCCCGUGCAGCACGGUCAUUCCGACGUCCUUGCGCGUAUGCGACGAGGGUACACCCGCGAGGCAUCGAUCAUCCCUGGCAUUUCGCUCAGCUCGGACUUUAUUGCGGGGUUCUGCGACGAAACCGACGAUGAGCACGAGGCCACGCUUUCGCUGAUGCGCCACGUCGCAUACGAUCACGCGUUCAUGUUUGCAUAUUCGAUGCGCGCCAAGACACACGCGGCCCACCGCAUGGAAGACAACAUGGAGGAAGCAACCAAGUUGAGACGCCUGGCCCAAGUGAUUGACACGUACAACACUGUCGUGACAGCCAAAAACAAGGUGGAGGACCAAGGCCGGCUGCAUAUUGUGCUGGUCCAAGGCACGAGCAAGCGAUCGGCGCUCAACCUCACGGGCCUUACCGAUACAAGCAAACGAUGUGUCUUUGCUGAUAUUCCUGUGGUCCCGGAGGCUUCGAUGGCGUGGAACCCUAGUACGCUGGACUUUGUACCGACCGAUAGCACGGGUCCAAAGGUGGCGCUGCAGCGGGGCGACUACGCGCUUGUCCGCGUACAUGAAGCAGGGCGACACACCCUGCAUGCUACGCCCAUUGCUCGCACGACGCUGUCUGAGAUGCAUCGCUUGGCGCCAGUGGGACUGCUGGGGGCGCGACCGCACAACUUGGCUGCUCUUAUGCUCUGA
Molecule: messenger RNA, 1797 nt
Organism: Aphanomyces astaci
Lineage: Eukaryota; Oomycota; Saprolegniomycetes; Saprolegniales; Verrucalvaceae
Exons: 12
Coding region: 1-1797 (598 amino acids)
Biological process (GO): negative regulation of cyclin-dependent protein serine/threonine kinase activity; tRNA modification
Cellular component (GO): cytosol; mitochondrion
Molecular function (GO): 4 iron, 4 sulfur cluster binding; tRNA-2-methylthio-N(6)-dimethylallyladenosine(37) synthase activity
Source: RefSeq, a predicted model, not a curated record